AUGGGAUUGCUUGACUUGAACGGUAGUGAUGCAGACAUUCGAAAAAAUAGCAGUAGCAUUAGGAGGAUUUACGUUGAGGGAUACGACACUUCGCUUCGGACCUGUGAUGUCGCUAUUGCUUUGAGAGAACACUUCGCUUCAUGUGGAGAGAUUUUACAUAUUGAUAUUCCCACACACAUUGGAAGCGGUCUUCUCAACAGAUUUGCCUUCAUUUAUGUUAGUGGAGAAGAUGCAGUAGAGAAGGCGUUGGGACUUAGUGGAAGUGACAUGAGAGGACGGAUUGUAGUCACUAAGGCUUACCCGUUACAUGAAACACACUUUGAUCUUGAUUUGGCUCCUACGAAAGCGCGAGAGAGCCGGCGACAAUACAUGAGCACCAGGAGGAUUUGCGUUGAAGGAUACGACACUUCGCUUCCUGCCGUUGAUGUCAAACUUGCUUUGAGAAGACAUUUCGCUUCCUGUGGAGGGAUUUUUCAUAUUUAUAUUCCCACAGACGUUGGAAGCGGUCUUCUCAACAGAUUUGGCUUCAUGUACGUUCGGGGAGAAGGUGCAGAAGAGAAGGUGUUGAGACUUAGUGGAAGUGACAUGGGAGGACGGAAUGUAGUCGCAAUGUCCUACCCGUUUCGUGAACCAGACCUUAAUCUUGUGUUGGCUCCGACGGAAGUCUAUAGCAGCAGUAGCAUUAGGAGGAUUUGCGUUGAAGGAUACGACACUUCGCUUGCUGCCGAUGAUGUCCAUUAUGCUUUGAGAAAACAUUUCGCUUCAUGUGGAGAGGUGGUACACGUGUAUAUUCCCACAGACGUUGGAACCGGUCUCUCCAACAGAUUUGGCUUCGUUUAUGUUAGAGGAGAAGAUGCAGAAGAGAAGGCGUUGGGACUUAGUGGAAGCGACAUGGGAGGACGGAUUGUAAUGGCUAAAGCUUACCCGUUUCAUGAAACAUACCUUGAUCGUGAGCUGGCUCCUAUAAGAGCGGCAGAGUGCCAGCUAGGGAGCUGGCGACAACGCGUGAUUGGAGUAACAGGAUAUGACACUCGGCUUUCUACGGAUUAUGCCAAGAGCAUGCUGAUUGAACAUUUCUCUUCAUGUGGACAUGUCGUGACUGUUAGUCUUGGUCAAGACACAAGUGCUGAUCCUCUUGACAGAAUAGCUCUCCUUUUCAUGGCGGGAGAAGACGCAACGGAGAAGGUGCUGCAACUAAGUGGACGUUAUUUGAGAGGACUGAAUAUGGUUGUUACUAUCGUUUGUCCGCCAGUAAAUUAUUCCUCGACGAUCAUGAGCGACUUUACCAUCCCACCACCACGGAAGAAUAGGGAGACGGAGACGGAGACGACUACAGAGUAG
Microthlaspi erraticum is the source of this 1341-nucleotide messenger RNA. Lineage: Eukaryota; Viridiplantae; Streptophyta; Magnoliopsida; Brassicales; Brassicaceae. The record is from the annotation of a GenBank genome assembly.